Molecule: messenger RNA, 6374 nt
Organism: Hipposideros armiger (great roundleaf bat)
Lineage: Eukaryota; Metazoa; Chordata; Mammalia; Chiroptera; Hipposideridae
Product: myb-related transcription factor, partner of profilin-like
Exons: 2
Coding region: 3839-4723 (294 amino acids)
Cellular component (GO): nucleus
Source: RefSeq, a predicted model, not a curated record
GUCCCUCCACCUGAGACUGCGACACCUCUCACAGGGCAGGCUCCUGCUGGAGCAGUGCAGGACUCACCCCAAUAUAGCCGCAGCAGUUGUCUAAAUGGCCCCCAUGGAGAGGGAGGCUUCUCGCACAGUCUAGCUCAGUUUUCAGUGGUGUUUUCAGCCCAGGCAUGAGUACUUUCAAGAGGGUUUUACUGUGGUCCAAUGUUUGGGACAGGAGUUUGUACCAGGAGGACCCUUCAUGGCCGGCUGGAGAGAGCAGGACACUGGCCCAGAGUUGCCCAGAGGCAGCCGAGCUGAGCUGGGAACUCUGAAGGCUCCCUUUCCAUUCUGUGCUGCUGGCUUGUACUGUGUGCCGGGGCCUUGCCUGGUCGGGUCUGUGGAUGGGUGUGGGAGGUCAGACUCGCCUCCUUGCCUCCUUGGCGGCCUCUCUCUGAGACUUGGGAGCAGUGACGGGCGUUUGGAUCUGGGUUGGGAGGGGAGGGAGGCCUCGGAUGGCUGGACCCAGGGGCACAGCCGCACCAUGGAUUGGGCCCUCUGUUAGCAUCUGUGUGGUUCCAUGUCCCGUGGGGGCUGGGAGCUCAUGCGUAGUGGAGAGAUGAUGCUUGGAGGGAGGGCCGUUAGGGACUUUCUAAGAGGAAGUUGCUGUAUUUAAACUCUGAGGCUUUCUAAGCAAGCAAGGAGGAAUUGGUUUGAGGUGGGGAGGCUGUGACAAUGUCUCCGGUCCUCUUCCAUGUGGCAUCAGUGCUUACUGCUUACCUAUGCUCCCACCUAAGAGCCGCUGACCAGCAGGGCUGCAGUUUACUCUCCAGAGUAAUGUGGGAUUCAUCCUCUUAGUUGUCAGGGCAGCUGUUCUCAUUGCCACUUAACAGGUACAGAAGCAGAGGCAUCGAGGGCUGGGCAGCUCCUGCCUUGCUUGGUGGGGACAGCACCCGCUCCCCGCAGCCCCCUUUCACAUAACCUGGUCAGCAAUGCCAUGAGAGUAGCUCCGGGAAGGUGAGCUACACCCCCAACCGCCUUCUUUCUUCUCCUUGACCACUGAGUGCAGGUUAGCUCAGCACAUGUCAUUCACCACCUCACUGAGCACCUACUGGGAAUCAGAGCCUGUCGCGGGCACCCUCCAUGGGUCAGCCCCGCCUGGCCUUGCCCUCUUUGCCCUCCCAGGACUCACACCUUUCACCAUGGAAAUCGCUGUUUCUGAAACAGCUGUUAAAUGGAGGCACAGAGCAUGUGCUCCAAGGGCCCAGAGGAAAGAAGGGGCCUCUGAGCUGAGCCUUCACAGGAACCAGGGUCUUGUUUGAGGGCACUGUGAGCAAAGACACAGAAGUGGGGAACCAGGCAUCCGGUGGGCGAUCAGGUGGAUGGCACAGCCCAGACCCCUGACUUGUACUCUGGUCCCCUGUUGCCGCCGUGUGGCUCUAGGCAAGCGCCUGAGGGCAGUCUGGUAGCAGGCCUUGCUGCUGCGCUGUCACUUUCAAAACUCCAGAAGCUCUGGCUGGUAGAGCUGAUUCUGUUCCACUUUUCCACCCAUCUCUGAUCUUUCAGCUUGGGAACAAGGCCUUACCACAAGCCAAAGAAGGGAGUCCAUCACCUGAACUAACUGAGCGAUUACCUGGCACCCCAGAGAUUCUGACUUACUUGGGCUGGGACUGAGCCCAGGGUCCGGGCAGGUUUUAAAGCUCUCCAUAGCGACUGAUGCGCCGCUAGCGUUGAGAACCACUGCUCUAUGCUCACCUUCAUGCAGCGGUGGUACACUGAGGCCCAGAGCAGGACAAGGUCAUGCAGGCAGUGGCAGAACCAUCUCUGGACUUCCGGGCCAGUGUUGUUCUGCUUGUGCAUGAGGAUCAGGCGAAGCAAGGCUUCCUGAGCCUUGUGUGGGGUGGGUUCUGCUAUCGCUACCUUGCCGGCAUGGGGUCUGUCCUGUUCCUGCUCCAAGACCCAUUCUGAUCCAAGAUGACCCCAAGGUAGUCACAGCUGCUGGGCCCUCAUCUCAUGAAAGCCUCAAGGAGUGGGUUGGGGCUGGGUGUGUGAUUCCUUGCCUUGGAGAUGCCCCUCUCGUAGUAGUUGGAGGGGAAAACCAGUUCAUUCUGGAAUCCUCCAUCCCCCUUAAUGUACAGCUGCCAUUUGUUCAGCUUUCUCAUGUGCAGACACCUUCUGUUGCACUGUCACAGCCUAGGGUCUUGUGGAUGAUCAAAUAGAGUCAGUUUCUUCAAAAAAAUAAGUGGAGGGCUGGGAAGAGAAUGGGCACCCACAUAAUGAGCGUUGACUUUAUGGCAGCCCUGUGUUAGGUGCUUUGCAUUUGUGAAAUCGGUGGUCCAUGACCAGGGGCUGUUUUGCCCUCGGGGGGUAUUUGGCUGUGCCUUCAGACCUGUUUGGUUGUCACAACUCUGCAGAUGGAUGAUACUAGGUUCUCUUGGACAGAAGCCAAGGAUGCUGAUAAACCUCCGAUACUACCCAGGGCGCCCCUCCCCCACUAACAAAGAAUUUUUCAACCCCAAAUGCCAAUAGUAGUGAGAUUGAGACACCUCUGCAUGCAAUCCUCCUGGCAGCCCCGGAUCACCCCUUGUUUUACAGAAAUGGGUUUGCAGAGGAGACUCAGACCCUAGUCCCAGGUCUGCCUGAGUGCAGGGCCCAGGCCUCUGCCUUCCUCUCCCGCCUCCUGGGCUGUGGUGCUGUGGGUGGGGUGGGAGGAGGUGAGAGCUGAAGGGUCACUGUGCCCCUGGCCUCUCGCCAUGGUUUCAUCAGCCAUGGGUGUGAGUCAGGUUCCGGGUCCGCCUCCAUAACCUGGCUUCCUCUUUUGGGUGGACCUUUAGGCACCAGUUAAAGGGUAGACAGAACCACACUGUGGAGAUUCUGAGUUCCGGAACCAGAGCAGGUACCAGGCCAGAAGAGGGGAAGGGCCACACUGUCCCCUUACCCAGGGCCCCUGGCUGCUCUGUGCAGAUGGAAGCUGAGGUCACGCCUGGUCUCCAUCGAAGCAGAACUUGUCUCCUGGUGGGUGCUUGUGGAUUCCUCCCAUUCUACCCAUGAGCUGCCCAAAAGCCACAGCAGCCUCCCCCCGAAAGGAGCUGCUGCCAGCCAGUGCUCCAGUUGGAGGGGAGCCUGCACACACCCAGAGGUGGGGACGUGGUGGGGACUUGAGGGUGGGGAUAGAGACAGGAGCAACAGGACAGAAUAAGCUCUCUGUGACCAUACCCUAUUUCUGGGCGUCACCAGUGAGGCCACACACCACGGAAGGCCACUGUGAAUAGUCUCCCUGUUUAAUUAUCCUUCCCCCAAGCCAUUUAUAGAGGCGAUGGCCUAACCCUAACCCCAAUAAGCAUCCUUUGUUCCUGCUUAGGGCUUUAAAGCUCUGUUAUGUCUCUGUGCUGUUCCCUCCUUAGUAACAAUCCCCUCGGUUGGUGUGCUUGUUCCAGAUGCGGAGAGGGGGCUGGGAGAGGCUGAAUGAACUGCCCUGGCUGGCACAGCUAGUCAGAGGUCAGGUAGGGCCUGAAACCAGAGGCAGUGGACACAGUCCAGUGCUCCCGCCGGUGUGCGCCGUCUCACUUCCUGCCCUUCGAGUAGUGGAGAGGACCUCUCAGGAGGUGGAGGGUGUGGUGGCGGUGAGCGAGCGGAAGAGGGUACCCAGGUGCUUCCUUGCUCCCCAGCUGGGGGCCAGCUUUAGGAAGGAGGACCACCCGCACUGACGGUCAUUUACCCAAUUGUGCUUUGUGGGAUAUUCAACCCAAGGAAUGUGGCGCCCCUGGCCGAGCGUAAGCGGAAGCCCAAGUUCUCCAAGGAGGAGCUGGACAUUCUGGUCACCGAGGUGACCCAUCACGAAGCGGUUCUCUUUGGGAGGGAGACCAUGCGGCUGUCCCAUGCUGACAGGGACAAGAUUUGGGAAGGCAUAGCUCGGAAAAUCACCUCCGUCAGCCAGGUCCCCCGCUCCGUCAAGGACAUUAAGCACAGAUGGGAUGACAUGAAACGGAGGACCAAGGACAAGCUGGCCUUCAUGCAGCAGUCCCUGUCGGGCCCCGGGGCCGGGGGCCGGGCCCCCACCAUUGUGCUCACUGCCCACGAGAGGGCCAUCGAGUCGGCGCUGCUCACAGCCCGUUCCGGUCACAGCUUUCCCAGGGCAGAACUGGAUGUCACUGACAGCCCUUCGACCAGCUAUGAUGAAGAUGAGGAGGUACCUGGGCCCUCGAGGCAGCCUCUCCGGGUGCCCCUGCAGCGGUCACUGGACGAAGAGGCCCACCUGGCCAGGCCCACCCUGCUCCGCUCAUCCUCCUCUUCAGACCAGUCUGAGACAGUGGGCCCCAAGCCAGAGACCCUGCCCCGGCCCUCGCCCCAGGCCCAGGCCACCUGCAGGACCCCUCGGCCACACCCCAACCCGCCCAACAUGGGCCUUGACUGGCAGCUUCUCCACGCCCACACCCAGCAGACUGAGAUGUUCCAGCAGUUCUGCCAGCAGCUGGUGACUGUGCACCGGGACAUGGCAAACAGCAUGCACGUUAUCAGCCAGGCCAUGGCCGAGCUGACCAGCCGCAUCAGUCAGAUGUGCCAGACGCUGACAGAGAUCCGGGAUGGGGUUCAGGCAUCUCAGCGGGGGCCAGAUGGGGCUGCCCCCAUGGGCUCUACCCCCCAGGCCGAGGCUCCCCCACCGGAGCCCCCGCAAGCUCCCCCGUCACCAGCCCCAGCACCAGCCCCUGCACGGACUACCAGGUCUCGGAAGAGAAAGCACAAUUUCUAACCCGGCCAGUCUGCACUAGGAGGAAGAGUGCUGGAGGAGGGGUGUCGGGCCUUGAGACAGGGGCCAGUCUCUUGUGUCCAGGACUGAUGACCCUUGUGGGAUAUUGGGGGGACUGUCACCUCCUCACCGAGUGCAGGCCGGCUGCCCUGUGCUCUAACAAAGCGUGUAUUCAGCCCUCUCAUCUUUGGCAGAUGCUCAAGAUUCAGGAAAAGCUCCCUGCUUGAUGCUUGCUUGGCCUGGAGGGUCCGCCUCCUUGAGGGUCAGCCUCUUUUUGGUCUGCACCCCAUGGCAGCAGGUCUUGCAGGGAAGAGGGGAACAGGCAUGAGGAGCAUCCAAAUGGAACCCUGCUUUCCAUCCUCAGGGCUGCUGCGUCAGCCUCCCAGGCCCUAAUUCUACUGCUUUUGAAGCGGGCGAGGCCUGAGGAUGGGCAGGUGGCACUCGGCCCUUCCAGGAGGGGUCUGUCCUCCCCUCCCCCAGGGCCAGGGCCCUGGCUUGGCCUCCCGCUUUCCCUCCUGUGUGCGUGUGCUCAGCUGCUGUGCUUGCCUUUUGUGGAGUGGGAAGAAGAAUGGGAUGACGUCGCAGGAAGGUGAAGACUACCUGGCGUUCUUAGUGAGAGCACUGGAUGCCUUUCCCUGCACUGCAAGUGUGCGAUCUCAGUGGGUUCUCAGGACAGCCGGGAGGCAGCCAAGUCGGGUAUUAUUAUCCUCAUGAUUGCCAUUAUCAUCUGCAUUUCAUAGAUGACAAAUGACACAGCAGUCGGGGGUGUGGGGAGUGGGCAGGACUGGAAGCCAGGUCUGUGGAGUUCUCAGCUCCCCUGUGGGAGGCCAGAUCUGGUGUUGGGAAGGGUAUUGCUCCCUGCCUGCCCCGCCUCAGCUCUCCUGAGUGGCAAUCGGGGGCAGCAGCAGCAUUUAGAAGGUGAGUCCACCCACCCUGCCCUGGCAUGAAGGCUGACAGCCAGUGGCUGGGGAGAGGCAGUGCCCAAGUCUCAGGAUCCAGAAGGAGACCCUUCCUCUGGCUUCUAAAAGAACCCAGGGCCCAGCCGGGCCCCUGUCCGUUCCAGGUUCCAGCAUGCCUCGCCUCUGCUUGCUUGGGCUGCAUACGCAUUUUCUACACAGAUCUGUAGCUCCAUGUUUCGUUUUGGAGUGUGGGGAGCAAGCCAGGGUCUUCGAGUUAGGGAGGGAGGUGGGGGUGGCAGAUGCAAGCUUAGCUUGGACAUGGGUGCGGCUCAGCUCUGUGUCCUUCGCUCCCCGGCCUAAGGCUGACCCUGGCAGAGACUCUCAUACCCCAGCCCCCCACCCCCCCCACGCCUGCCUCCGGAGCCAUAGUAGGGCUGGGAGGAACUGCUAUAGCCAGUGCCUGCCUGGCUGUUCCUAGAGUGCUGCUUCUAAACCCAGACCAAGCUUUGUCCCUUGUAGGGAGAAUGGAGGGCAACUGCAGUGUCCCUGUGGCCUUGGCUUCAUCUCCUCAUUCUGUGGUUCUUUGGGGGUUCCCAGUCCCCCAAACUGAACACUCACGCCCCUGUCCAAUAGCCCGAUGGCUUGAUUAUUGCCUGGCAUUGCCUGGCCCUUCGAUGCUGGAAUCAAAGAUUGCCUUCCCAAGUAUUUUUGUUAAGAUGGCAAUAAAAAGAAAUUGAUCUCACACUUGGAACACA